This is a messenger RNA of Trachymyrmex cornetzi, 1345 nucleotides long. RefSeq names its product putative nuclease HARBI1. NCBI's taxonomy places the organism in Eukaryota, Metazoa, Arthropoda, Insecta, Hymenoptera, Formicidae. The transcript has 4 exons. Bases 278 to 1345 code for a protein of 355 amino acids. The record is from RefSeq and is a predicted model, not a curated record.
AACGGUAGCACGUCAAAUCGGAAUACUAUGGUCGACAUUUGCUCGGCCAAGUUCGGGACAAAGCGACCAAGAGUAUAUGGCAACAUUGUUAGAGAGUCGUCUGAAACGACAUAUGAUGAUAAUUUCUUAACCUUAAAUAAUAAAAAGCUAUUUGGGGUUAAGAAAUCGUCAUUAUACGUCGUGUUAGACGUUUAUCGUUUCAGGCAACUCUUUUUUUUUAUAUUAUUUUGUACUGGCUAUUUCGAAAAGAAAUAAAGAUGAUGCCUUAAAUCUCCUCAUGCUAGAAGAAUUGAAAGAAAUUGAAAGGCAACGAAAUCUGCGUGAUUUUAAUAUUCAAAGGAGAUUGAUGCGAAAUAAUUCAAGCCCAUUCGAAUUAGACGACAAACACUUUAUUAGUACGUUUCGUUUGUCAAAGGAAUUUGUGCAUUUUUUAAUUGAACAUUUGGCACCACACAUGAACAUAAAUCCACAUCCAAAUAGUUUAAGUGCAGAAACUAAAAUAUUCACAGCACUUUUAUUCUAUGCUACUGGAAGCUAUCAACGAUUAAUCGGACAAAGUUACAAUAUUUCUAUAAGCCAGUCGUCGGUUUCCAAUUGUGUAAAGGAAGUAUCGCAACUUAUAUAUACUCAUCUACGGAAUGAAUACAUAAAAUUUCCAACAACAGCUGUAGAAAAACAAAUUGUUAAACAACAAUUUAUGGAAAACACUCAAUUCCCUGGUGUAAUAGGAGCAAUAGACUGCACUCAUAUUCGAAUCCUUGCACCUUCAAUUAAAGAGCACAACUAUGUUAAGCGGAAGGGAUUUCAUUCGAAAAAUGUACAAAUUAUUUGUGAUAGCAACUUAAAAAUUUCUAGUAUCAACGUACAAUAUGCAGGAGCAACAUAUGAUUCAUAUAUAUGGAGAAAUUCCAAUAUUUACAGAUACUUGAAAAGAUGUUUUGAAAGAGGAGAUCAUUCAUCUUGGUUGCUAGGGGAUUCAGGUUAUCCAUCACAACCAUGGCUUCUAACACCAAUUUUAGAUAGUGUACCUGGAUCUCCUGAAGAUCAGUACACAAGAAGGCAUUGUUCUGCAAGAAGUCGUGUAGAGUGUUGCAUUGGUGUGUUCAAAGCCAGAUUUCGUUGCAUUCUAGGAGAGAGAGGACUACGAUAUAGCCCUUAUUAUGUAGGGGUGAUAGUAGUUGCUUGUACGGUUUUACAUAAUCUUUGCAUUCAGUAUAGAUUACCUGAGAACAACUUGGACAUACCAAACAUUGAAAAUAUUAGAAACGAACAUGUAAUUGCUCAAAAUUUUGAUAAUUUAGUGGAAGCGACUCAGAAGGAAAACUUAGAACCCGGCUCGGGGUAG